Molecule: messenger RNA, 2685 nt
Organism: Coturnix japonica (Japanese quail)
Lineage: Eukaryota; Metazoa; Chordata; Aves; Galliformes; Phasianidae
Source: RefSeq, a predicted model, not a curated record
AGAAAGAAAGAAAAAGGACAAUAAAACCUCCUCCUGGGCCCCAGAGAAGCGGUUUAGCUAGCUAGUGUGAAGUGCCAGCUAUUGUCACCUUAGCACAGGAUGUCUGCCUCCAUUCAGCAGAGCACAUCCUCAUCCACACUGUCAAGACUUGAAAGUGAUUGCUAGUUUCCCUGGCAUCUUUCUCUCCUUUUCCUCAGUUCCCAGCCAGACUCUGCAGCGUCUGGGCACUUAAACAUCUAACAGUUUCAUUCCAGAUUUCCAUUAGAGGUCCUGCCAGCCCUCAGUAUGAGUCAGCUGAUACCACAUGAAGGCUUACUGUGAUUAGGGAGUGAAAUGGGAGCAGACCUCGCAUUUGUAACUCAGCAGUUUUUCAGCAUGUGGAUAGCCUCUGGAGGGGAUUUCACUCGUCACUGCUUCCUUAAUAGCUUCUUUAUUUCUAAGUUGGUUUUAGUGCAGGUCCUGGUGGAUGGAGCUCCAGUCCGGAUCCAGCUGUGGGACACUGCUGGCCAGGAGGAUUUUGACUGUUUGCGCUCACUUUGUUACCCAGACACUGAUGUCUUCCUUGUCUGCUUCAGUGUGGUAAACCCGAGCUCCUUCCAAAACAUUACAGAGAAAUGGAUCCCUGAGAUACGAACUCACAACCCCCGGGCUCCAGUGCUCCUAGUGGGUACACAGGCAGACUUGCGGGAUGAUGUCAAUGUCCUCAUUAGCCUGGAUCGCUACCACGUGAAGCCCGUGCCCCGGCCUCAGGCAGAAGGUCUAGCAGACAAAAUCCGGGCGGAAGCCUACCUGGAGUGCUCAGCACUGACCCAGAAGAACCUCAAAGAAGUGUUCGACAUGGCCAUUGUCAGUGGUGUUGAGCACAAAGCUCGUCAGGAAAAGAAGAUGACAGCCAAAGGCAUCAAAACUCUCUCCAAGUGCCGCUGGAAGAAGUUCUUCUGCUUUGUCUGAAGCUGCGCUUGGGAAGGGGAGAUAAAAGAAACACGUGAUGCCAGUAUUACUCCACACCUUCUUGGAGUGACUGCUCCUGUGGCCCCAGCGAGGAGGGUAUGAUAAGCUGCUGGGCUUGGAAACCUGGCUCUUGCUGGGUUACAGCAUCCGAUGCCUGGGGAACAUGAACUGUUGUGCUGGGAUGUGGAACGGUCCAGGCAGCUCUACAUACUUGCUGGACAUGCCUGUAGUGUCCCAGGCUAAUGGGAGCCUUUAAUACACCAAAACUUAGUACCGCAGAACAGGCAGGUUCCUUACAUUGACAAAAAUGGCCAUUUUUCUGUCCAAAACACUCUUCUGUAGUCCUGACAGAAAGUGAGGAGGGCAGGGGCAGCUACGGGUGACUGUGUUGUGUUCAAAUACAGGCUGCUGAGACUGUAAAGCAAGACUUGGGUUUCUCUUCUGAUUCUGCUUGCCCAAAUAGGGAGACCCUCUUGGCUGGGAAAAAAAGCAGCACUCUUUCUUUAAAGCCCUGUAUUCAGAGUGCCCUUGAGAAGGUUUUUCCUAAAUAAAGGCCAUUAGCAAGCUGAAGAGAAAAUGCACUGGGAGCUGCAUUGAUUCUUUGAGCAAAAUGUUCUCUGAAGAGAACUCUGGACUCCACUGAGUGCCAGUGCUGUAGCCCCAUUUGAAGAAGCAGUCAUGAAAUUGGGGACCUGUUAUGAAAGGCAUUUGUGUGUGUAGCGAUUGGAGAGAAAGAACAGGUGAGGAGCAGCCAUGCAUGGCUCUAUCUGCCUAGAAGAGAGCAAACUGUGUCAGUGAAAGGUUUGUAAUGCUGCCAAGAGGUGAAAUGUGAAUGGAAAGCCAGCGUACGUUACAAAAGAAAAAGAGAGAAGGUAGAAAAGGAAGGGAAUAAAAGGGAAAAAGGUGAAAGAAGGGAAAAUGGAUAAGGAAGGAAGAGUGUUAAAUGAUUGGUGUGAUUCUGCUUAACCAGUGAAUCCUCCAGGGACUAGUGAUGUCAGUUUCAAUGUAAUGUUGUCCACACUAGAAUUCUGAAUCAAAAGGAGGGAUCUGAAGAGAGAGAGUUCCUCUUGGCCAGUAAAGUUCUCUGUUACAAACCUAGGCAGGAGAAUAGCGUUUUUUACCUCAUGCUGUCCUUCCUGACGUUGCUGAACAGGAAUGGAGGUCUCAGGUCUUCUUUCUGUUGUGCUUUCCUUUCUCAAGGAUCACAGCUUGAUCUGCUGAAACCAAAAGCAAAGGGAACUCGUGAAGUUCCUGUCAGAGACAGACAUUUGCUAUGUUUGCUUCAUUGCCCAUUCCCUGCCAGAACACUGUCUGGGUCCAGCGAGGGAUCCAAAGAAAUUGAGAGAGCACAAAGACAGCAGCUAGAGGUGAGGUGUCCUACACAUCUCUAGACACUUAUUGAACAAAGCUCUCAGUAACCAUAUAUCCCUGUAUGCAUCUCUUACCUGUACAGGCACCUGUGCUUCAGUUUGCCUGUUGGGUCUGUAUGCAUUUCUUUAACCUGUGAAAGCAAGGAUUCAGAUGUGAUCUGCUGCACUGUCCUUGUACAAAGCUAACCCACAGGUACAAAGAACAGCAGCUUUGCCCCAUGCUGGGGAGAGCAAGCAAACAUUGUACUGCAGUAACUUGGUAUAAACAGGGAUUCUUUCAUUCUGGAAAAGAAACUGUACUGAGAGCUGCUUUCUUCCUCUGUGUGUCAAAUAUUUGUUUAAAUAAACGUAUUUUUUAAAUGUC